AUGACCAUCAGCAAUAAGGUGGCCUUCAGAGUCAUUGAAAAUAAUUAUGUGAUGGUGUACAGACCAUUUGAAGAUGUACUGAAGACGCAGGCGGCGCUGUAUGAGACCGCAGAUCCCGCUCGGUGUCUGGAUGCUCAGAAAAGGUUACGUGCAUCCCGUGUAUUAGUUGCUGGAGUGUGUGGGCUGGGAGCAGAGGUCAUCAAGAAUUUGGUUCUCUCGGGAGUAAAAUCUGUCACUUUACUGGAUCAUCGUACAGUUACAAAUGUUGAGACAUGCUCAAAUUUUCUUGCUCCGCAUGAUGCCAUUGGUAAAAAUAUAGCCGAGGCUUCCCGAGAAAGAGCGCAGAUCUUAAAUCCAAUGGUAGAAGUUGCCGCUGACACGAGCAAUGUUAAAGAUAAAGUUGAUGAAUACUUCACCCAGUUUGAUGUUGUGUGUUUGUGUCGUUGUGGUCGGGAGCAGCUCACCAGAAUCAACAAUAUAUGCCGCCAGAAUAUUUUAUUUUUUGCUGGCGAUGUGUUUGGAUUCUUUGGUUACACAUUCACAGAUUUACAAGAACACCAGUAUGUUGAAGAUGUGAGAGAAAAGAAGGAAGUGGAGCAGGAGGGCAAAAAACAGACCAUAGAAGAGACUAAAAUGGUUAAACGUACAGAAUCAUUUAUCCCUCUUUGUCAAGCAUUAGAUGCAGAUUGGACUUCAAAUAAGUAUGCUUCUCAGCUAAGAAAAAUAUCUCCAGCUUACUUCAUAAUGCAUAUUCUGAUGGAAUUUGCUAGCUUACAUGGCAGAAUUCCUGAUCCAGCUCGUAGGAAUGAGGAUGAAGUUGAACUGCUGACCAUUAAGAAUGCAUUAUUGGAGAAGAUGGCUGUGCCUCAGGAGAAAGUUGACAAUCAAUUUGCUGGGUUGGUGUUUGGUCAAGUGAGUCCUGUGUGUGCAAUUGUUGGGGGCGUUCUUGCACAAGAGAUCAUCAAGGCUGUAUCCCAGAAGGAUCCACCUCUUAACAAUUUUUUUUUCUUUACUACACUAGAUGGUGCUGGUGUUGUGGAGUGCAUUGGAUAUUGAAAAUAUAUAGAAAUAUAGAAAGUUGACUAUCUAAAGAGUGUGUCAAGAAGUGAAUUUACUGGAUUAAUUUUUCUUGUAAACUUUAUACUUUUAUGAGAAAACAGAAAAUCAUCAUUAUAAAGAAAAUGAUAAAACUAAAAAAAUUGUCAUUAUAAAGGUAAACAAAGUUUUUAUUUCACAAAUGUCGAGAGGAUAUUUAAUGUUAAGGUUUUUAUUGUAUUACAAGUUAGAAGUCAUCCUACCUUGGUGGGAGAUGGCUUGAUGUAUAAGAAAAGAUUUAGUUCUUUAGCUGUCUGUAAUAGUUCUAUACAAAUUUUAAACCUCAUGAGCACAAGGUUUAGAUUGUAUUUGUUGGUAAUAAAAUUUUGAUUUAAA
Messenger RNA from Cherax quadricarinatus, 1431 nucleotides. RefSeq names its product activator of SUMO 1 (gene Aos1). Gene Ontology annotation, cellular component: SUMO activating enzyme complex; cytoplasm. Lineage: Eukaryota; Metazoa; Arthropoda; Malacostraca; Decapoda; Parastacidae. The record is from RefSeq and is a predicted model, not a curated record. Gene Ontology annotation, biological process: protein sumoylation. Gene Ontology annotation, molecular function: SUMO activating enzyme activity.